AUGUCUGACCCGAAGCGCAAGACCGGGAGAUUGUCCCUACUUGGACUUGUCAAAGAGGUGUUUAAUUGGUAUCCAUCAUCUUAUCCUGCAGAGGAGAGAAAAUUGCUGUUUAAAUUGGACUUGUCAAUUCUGAUCUUUGCCUGUCUCUGCUUUUUUGUCAAGUUCCUAGACCAGACAAACAUUAGCAAUGCGUAUGCUAGUGGUCUAAAAGAGGACUUUGGUCUAUACGGAAAUGAGCUCAACUACUUCAACAUCUGCUACUUCGUAUCCUAUGUGUUAUUCCAAAUCCCUGGGCUACUGCUCAUAUCGCGCCCAAAGUUUCGUGUUACAAACGUACAUCAGCUUUAUGCCAUUCGUUUCUUGGUUAGCAUGCUAGAAGCGCCUAUUUUUGCUGGAACCCAUUUCAUUCUCGGAUCAUGGUACACCGGCCCGGAACUAUUCAAACGAGCUGGAACAUGGUUUAUUUGUAACCCUCUUGGCAAUAUGUUCAGUGGAUACCUACAGGCAGCCGCUUAUACGAAUCUCUCUGGUGUUGGGGGUAUGCCAGGAUGGAGGUGGCUGUUCAUCAUUGACGGCAUAUUUACCAUCCCCGUGGCGUUGAUCGGAUUCUUUAUCUUUCCCGGUAUCCCUGGCUCGCCAAAACCAUUCUUUAUGACGGACCGUGACAUUGUAUUGGCCAAGGAGAGAACGGACAGAGCCAAAAUUCGCCAACCUGGCAAAAUGAGCCUAGAUGUCUUCAAGAGAACUCUUAAGAGAUGGCAUAUCUGGGUCUUUGUUACUUGCUACGCGUAA
This is a messenger RNA of Penicillium vulpinum, 792 nucleotides long. RefSeq lists its product as uncharacterized. Gene Ontology annotation, molecular function: transmembrane transporter activity. NCBI's taxonomy places the organism in Eukaryota, Fungi, Ascomycota, Eurotiomycetes, Eurotiales, Aspergillaceae. The record is from RefSeq and is a predicted model, not a curated record. Gene Ontology annotation, cellular component: membrane. The transcript has 6 exons. Bases 1 to 792 code for a protein of 263 amino acids. Gene Ontology annotation, biological process: transmembrane transport.